Molecule: messenger RNA, 963 nt
Organism: Apaloderma vittatum (bar-tailed trogon)
Lineage: Eukaryota; Metazoa; Chordata; Aves; Trogoniformes; Trogonidae
Gene: B3GALNT1
Product: beta-1,3-N-acetylgalactosaminyltransferase 1 (globoside blood group)
Exons: 1
Coding region: 1-963 (320 amino acids)
Cellular component (GO): membrane
Molecular function (GO): N-acetyl-beta-D-glucosaminide beta-(1,3)-galactosyltransferase activity
Source: RefSeq, a predicted model, not a curated record
AUGUAUAUAAGAAUAUUAAAAUGUUUUCUUUUUCUACUCCUUCUAUUUUCUGUUGUAACAGUGUGGUACGUAACUUUUUCUUCUGACACUGUGCUCGAGCGCACCAACAUGAUGUAUUUCUAUGAAUACGAACCGAUUUACAAGCAACGCUACCUCUUCACGCUGCGGGAGCGCUCGAAAUGCGAAGACAUAAAUCCAUUUCUAGUCAUCCUGGUAUCUUCACAUCCUAAGAACGUGAAGUCGCGCCAGGCCAUCCGGAUAACGUGGGGAUUGCAAAACUCCUGGUGGGGACACCGGAUUCUAACUCUUUUCUUACUAGGUCAGGACACUCCAGGAGAAGACACAGCGGCAGCGCUCUCAGUGGAAGAUGAAAGCAUCCUCUAUGGCGAUAUAAUUCGCCAAGAUUUCAUGGACACUUACGACAAUCUCACCUUGAAAACCGUCAUGGCGUUCCGGUGGGUCGCCGAGUUCUGCUCGAGUGCUCGAUUCCUCAUGAAGACCGAUGAUGACGUCUUCAUCAACCCCGCGAACUUGGUGAAGUUUCUUCUGAAGCUGAAUUCCUCAGAAAACAUUUUUACUGGUUACCCUUUUACAGAUAACUUUGCCUACAGAGGCUUUUACACAAAAAGGUACAUUUCUUACGAAGAAUAUCCCUUCAGGUUCUAUCCUCCGUAUUGCAGUGGCAUGGGUUAUAUAUUGGAUGCAAAACUGGCUCUGAGGAUUUAUGAACUGAUGAGUCAUAUCAAACCUAUUAAAUUUGAGGAUGUUUAUGUUGGUAUUUGCUUAAAUAUACUUAAGGUGGACAUCAGUGUUCCAGAAGACAAAGAGCAGUUCUUCCUUUAUAAAAUUAAUUUUGAUAUCUGUAAGUAUAGACAUUUGAUCGCAGUACAUGGCCUCACACCAAGUGAAACAAUCGGGAUUUGGCAGGAGUUGUCAUCAAACACUUCAGUUAUUUGCCUUUGA